Drosophila rhopaloa is the source of this 276-nucleotide messenger RNA. Its product is annotated as metallothionein-3. The transcript has 2 exons. Bases 18 to 218 code for a protein of 66 amino acids. NCBI's taxonomy places the organism in Eukaryota, Metazoa, Arthropoda, Insecta, Diptera, Drosophilidae. Gene Ontology annotation, molecular function: metal ion binding. The record is from RefSeq and is a predicted model, not a curated record.
UACCCAAGGUACCCACAAUGCUGACCACAAACAAGCUAAAAAGUAUUCAGGGAAGUCAAACAAAUAGAAAAAGAUAUUUCUUCACAAUGGUUUGCAAAGGUUGCGGAGCUAACUGCAAGUGCACGGACACUAGGUGCGGCGACAAUUGCGCCUGCAGUCAGGAUUGCAAGUGCGUGUGCAAGAAAGGACCCAAGGACCAGUGCUGCAAGACCAAGUAGAUAAGCCCAUCGAUCGAUUGAAUUGAAACCAAUAAAAAUAUCAGUCCCUAAACCUCAA